Messenger RNA from Gavialis gangeticus (Gharial), 3645 nucleotides. It is a transcript of the gene CDH22, whose product is annotated as cadherin 22. Lineage: Eukaryota; Metazoa; Chordata; Crocodylia; Gavialidae. The coding region runs from base 885 to 3344 and encodes 819 amino acids. Gene Ontology annotation, biological process: adherens junction organization; homophilic cell-cell adhesion; cell morphogenesis. The record is from RefSeq and is a predicted model, not a curated record. The transcript has 12 exons. Gene Ontology annotation, cellular component: plasma membrane; adherens junction; catenin complex. Gene Ontology annotation, molecular function: calcium ion binding; cadherin binding.
AUCUGCCUCUCCUACAGUCUUCUGUGCUCUUUGCUUACAGGGGAACCUGCAAAAUUGGCACCAGCACCUUGGGGCUGUCUGCACCCAGUGGGAGGGCUGAGUCAGCGGGUGAGACGGCAGGGUCUGGCGCCCACCGCGCUUCCGAGUGCGAGCGUGUGCGUGUUCUUGGCAAGCACCAGCCGGCAUCUAGGAGCACGGGAGGCAUCUCCGUGACAUGAGGCAUCGCUGCAGCCCUGCCUGCCGGCUCCCGGAGAUGCUGCUGGCUGCCUUGCACUCGCUCGCAUGACCCGGCAGAGGAUGGAGGUGACUGGCAGCCUGUGGGCCAAGGAGCCUUCGCCGGAGCCAGGAGAACAACAGCCGCAAAAACGAGAAUUACAAACGCCCUCACGCUGAGUGCAGUGCGUGCACUGGGCCUGCUCCUGGAUCCAGGGGCUCCCGUGCCGCCACGGCCAGCGCCUCCCUCACGGGACUUUGUGCCGAGAUGCUCGCCCCACCUUCCUGCGAGCUCCCGGCGCAGAUGCCUCGGGUCCUGGCAGACGGCCGUGCCCCUGCCGCUGCGUGCUGAGGGACCUCGUGCGUGGGGAGUGGAGAGGGGGCCCAGCCGGCGUCCGGACUCCAGCCCCCGAGGCAGCACGGCUGCUGCCAGCAGCCUGCCCGGCAGAUCCAGUGCCACGGGCAGCCGCUAACACCUUCUGUCUCCGGGCACGGAGCCUGCGCGGGGCUGGCCCGGGACUGCUCGUCGCUGUCCGCAGCGGGGCCCUGAGGGCCGACAUGUGACUCCUGGCCCGCCGGGGUCGCGAGGGGUCUGGCUGCCGCAGCAGGGUUCCGGUGGGCACAGAGACCCUCUGCGGGCUGGCGAGACCCACCGUGGUGGCACCCAGAGGAUGCCGGCGUCCUGUCUGCCAGCCCCACUCCAUGCUGCUGCCCAGGGGAUGGGGCUCUUGGGCUUCUCGUGGACCCUGUCGCUUCUGCUCUGUGCCCUGGAGCGGCCGAGGGCCCUGGCCGUGCACGCGGACGCAGCGAGCCCUGGCCUGGAGCCCGUGGGGGACAACGUGCUGCUGGUGGGCGGCCGCGUGAAGCGUGGCUGGGUGUGGAACCAGUUCUUCGUGGUCGAGGAGUACACGGGCACGGAGCCGCUGUACGUGGGGAAGAUCCACUCGGACUCAGACGAGGGGGACGGCUCCAUCAAGUACACAAUCUCCGGGGAAGGCGCAGGCACCAUCUUCCUCAUCGACGAGGUCACGGGCGACAUCCAUGCUACCGAGCGUCUGGACCGGGAGCAGAAGACGUUUUACACGCUGCGGGCUCAGGCCCGGGACCGCCAAACCGACCAGCUGCUGGAGCCCGAGUCCGAGUUCAUCAUCAAGGUGCAGGACAUCAAUGACAGCGAGCCCCGCUUCCUGGAGGGGCCCUACAUCGGCAGCGUGGCCGAGCUGUCGCCCAUAGGUACGUCUGUGAUGCAGGUGAUGGCCUCGGACGCCGAUGACCCCACGUAUGGCAGCAGUGCCAGGGUGGUGUACAGCGUGCUGGACGGCGAGCAGCACUUCACGGUGGACAGCAAGACAGGCGUGAUCCGCACGGCGGUGGCUGACCUGGACCGCGAGACGCAGGACCGGUACGAGGUGGUGAUCCGCGCCACGGACAUGGCGGGGCAGCUGGGCGGCCUGUCGGGAUCCACCACCGUGACCAUUGUCAUCACGGACGUCAACGACAACCCCCCACGGUUCCCACAGAAGAUGUACCAGUUCAGUGUGGCAGAGACGGCGCCCACGGGCACGGCAGUUGGGAGGGUCAAGGCGGAGGAUGCCGACGUGGGGGAGAACACCGACAUGAUGUACCAGAUCAAGGACGAGGAGGGUGUGGAGCUAUUUAGGGUCACCACCGACAGCAACACCCAGGAGGCCGUGGUCCUCGUGCAGAAGCCGCUGGACUACGAGUCGAAGCGGGUGCACACGGUGGUGGUGGAGGCCCUCAACAAGUUCGUGGACCCACGGUUCGUGGACCUGGGCACCUUCCGGGACCAGACCAUCGUGCGCGUGUCCGUGCUGGACGUGGACGAGCCCCCUGAGUUCCGGCCGCCCUCCGGCCUGAUGGAGGUGCAGGAGGACGCCCGCGUUGGCUCCGUGGUGGGCGUCGUCACUGCGCUGGACCCCGACACCGCCAACAGCCCUGUUCGGUAUGCCAUCGACCGCAGCAGUGACCUGGAGAGGAUCUUUGACAUCGAUGCCAACACCGGUGCCAUCAUGACUGGCAAGGUGCUGGACCGCGAGACGGCCGGCUGGCACAACAUCACGGUGCUGGCCAUGGAAGCAGACAACCACUCCCAGGUGUCCAGAGCAUCUCUCCGUAUCCGCAUCCUGGAUGUGAACGACAACCCGCCCGAGCUGGCCACCCCGUACGAGGCCGCUGUGUGUGAGGACGCCAAGCCUGGCCAGCUGAUUCAGACGAUCAGCGUUGUGGACCGGGACGAGCCACAGAGCGGCCAUCGCUUCUACUUCACGCUGGUGCCGGAAGCCACCAACAACCGCCACUUCUCACUGCUGGAUGUGCAGGACAACACGGCCGCAGUGCACACGCAGCGAGUGGGCUUCAACCGCCAGGAGCAAGACGUCUACCUGCUCCCCAUCCUGGUGGUGGACAGCGGCCCGCCGGCACUGAGCAGCACAGGCACGCUGACUAUCCGGGUGUGUGGCUGCGACAGCGCUGGCGCCAUCCAGUCCUGCAACAGCACUGCCUAUGCCAUGACAGCCACGCUGAGCCCCGGCGCCCUCAUCGCCCUCCUGGUCUGCAUCCUCAUCCUGGUCGUGCUGGUCCUGCUGAUCCUCACCCUGAAGCGCCAUCACAAGAGCCACCUGGCAUCAGAGGAGGACGAGGACAUGAGGGACAAUGUCAUCAAGUACAAUGAUGAGGGGGGCGGGGAGCAGGACACCGAGGCCUAUGACAUGUCGGCCCUGCGCAGCCUCUACGACUUCAGCGAGAUCAAGGGGGGGGACGGUGGGGGUGGCACAGGUGACGGUGGCCUGAGCAGCAGCCUGGCCUCUGAGCUGCAUGCCCUCCCGCAGUGGGUCCAGAGCCCGGACCUGGACUUCUCCAUGUUCAGAGACUACAUCAGCAAGAAGGUGGAGCAGGCGGACGAAGACCCGUCGGUGCCGCCCUACGACUCCUUCCAGACCUAUGCCUUCGAGGGCGCGGACUCGCCCGUCCCGUCCCUGAGCUCCAUCAACACCUGGUCCACCAGCUCGGAGCAGGACUUCUCCUACCUGGGCAGCUGGGGGCCGCGCUUCCGGCAGCUGGCCACGCUCUACGCCGGGCACCGGGGCGAGGAGGAGGGCGAGGAGUCCUAGCCACGCCGGACUGCCCAGCCGCACCGAGACCGGGAGCGCCCCCGGAGCUGGGGGCUGCUGCAGGCGCAGGCUCCGGCGGACGAUGUGCCAGCCGGAGCGCGGGGCCCGGCCGCGGCACCAGGAGGCCGAGGCGGCGCAGCCGGCUCUGGACGGGGCAGCGCCGGGGAUGUGAUGUGCUUGGUUACCGCCUCGUUUCGGAGGCUCCGGUGCACACACAUAAGGAGGCUGAAGUGCCCAGCGGAGCCGCUGUCGCCAUCAUAAUCUCUUUAAUAACAAUCUCCAUUAAAGCACUACACAUUAA